AUAGGGCACAUGUAUGAUAGGGCACUUCUGCUGCUCUCUGAGCCAUUUAAAUUUUAAAGGUCCUCUGGAGAGUCAGCUGUAGGUCUGUGAGUGUAUGUGCAUGAAGAGGGACAGCUCUCCAAUCUCUGCCAUAUCUCCAAAUUUAAUGGCUUAGGAAACUCACAAGUGGAAAUUCUCAUGAGUGUUCUUUAACUUUGUUAUUCUCAGGGUGCUUUAUAUCAGGAAAAAUGGGAGGCUUUAUUGCUAAGAUGUUGCUGCCUACCAUCAGCAGUUUGGUGUUUCUUCCUGCAGCCAGCAUUGCUGCAAAAAGAGGCUUCCACAUGGAGGCCAUGGUCUACUUCUUUACAAUGUUCUUCACAUCGAUUUAUCAUGCUUGUGAUGGACCAGGCCUGUCUGUUCUGUGCUUCAUGAAAUAUGAGAUUUUGGAGUACUUCAGUGUUUAUGGUACAUCAGUCUCUAUCUGGGUUACAUUAUUAGCUCUAGGAGAUUUCGAAGAGCCUAAGCGUUCAACGCUCACCAUGUUUGGAGUGCUUACCUCUGCUGUGAGGAUAUACCAGGACCGCUGGGGCUACGGGAUCUACUCUGGCCCCAUUGGCACAGCUGUGCUCAUGAUCACGGUGAAAUGGUUACAAAAAAUGAAAGAAAAAAAGGGCCUGUACCCAGACAAAAGUGUGUAUACUCAGCAAGUGGGACCAGGAUGCUGCUUUGGAGCCCUGGCUUUGAUGCUUCGCUUCUAUUUUGAGGAGUGGGACUAUGCUUAUGUGCACAGUUUUUACCACCUGUCACUGGCUGUUUCCAUCGUACUUCUGCUUCCGAAGAAGAACCGCUAUGCAGGGACGGGACGCAAUGCAGCCAAACUCAACUGCUACACACUCUGCUGCUGUGUAUGAUUUAUGCUGAAACUCAUUUCUUUUAGCGGUAGUGCUAGAAAGCAUAGUUUUAUUUAAAUAGUGGUGCACAAAAUAUUUAUUUACUGAGCAUUAACUGUUGAAUCCUAAACUGUUUUUUUUUUUUUUUUUUGACUGGUCUGAUCAUAGACAUCGCAAUCACCAGUAAAAGCGAAUGCUCGUACUAUUUGGACGACACCCCAAAAGCCCUGGAAGCGGGUAUGCAGACCUGGCCUUCCAUUUCACCACUCCCAGCCACGCACAAUGUAACAUGAAAAGAUGUCUGCUACCAGCAAUCCAACAGUGAGGACAGUUAUAUGACCUUCAGGCAAGCCAAGAAUGUGUGGGGCGACAUACUCACGUACCACAACACAGACUUUAAUGUUGAAAUGAUGCCCUUGUAAAGUUUAGAGCAAAAGGCUACUAAAGGCUUUGCCUCCAAAUUUGUAGACAUAUGAAGCGGUCGUAUAAAAACAGAUAGUCAUAGGGUUACUAAGACGGCUGACGUCCAGCUGGAAAGUUUACGAGUCGCGAAACAUAGCAGACAUUUUAUUUCUCCAGAAUGAAUAAAUUGUCUUUUAAGAUGUACCUCAGGAGAGAUUUCUUGUCUACAUUUCUCUAAGAGAAAUGGCCAUUAAAUGCAGUUAAAAAUGCUGAAAAAUAGCAGAACCAAAAAAACAACCAAAUCUUAUUCUUCAUAUUUAUUGCCAUGUCAUUUGGUACAUCAGCCAUUUGAACACAGCUGAUAUAAACUGAAAUGUUCCAGGAACAAGAAGCAAACAAUCAUGCAGAUGUGUCUUGCAGCAGGUGGAAAGUAGUGUGUUUAUUCCAGUCUACCGAGAGCAUUUUUGAGAGCCUUUUUUAAUGUAUUAUGUAGUAUGUCAAGGACUGUGUAAAUAUAUUUAUUUUUUGUAAUGCCACUACUAGUUCAAGGCUGCAAUUUCAUGAUACAUUUAUAUAUAUAUAUAUACAUUUAUAUAUUUUUUUUUUUACUAAAAAUGGUCAGUUGCAUUGUGAAUGUUUAUUUUUAAUUAAAAUGUUUUCCAUAGCUUAUAUUUUGUUUUAUUUACAAGAUGCUCAAGACAGUUAAUCUACAUAAUCCUCAAAGGUACGGGCAAAUAAAAACCCGAGUAGUAAUCCCCUUCACUUUUCGUCAUCUGUCAAAUUUCCAUCCAUUUAUGCUUGAUCCAUCAGCCUACUCCUAACACUAUCCAAAAAUUACAAACGCACGCGACAUGUUUUAGACAAAACAGUCUCCUGCCAAAUGUGAAUGAAAUUUAGGUCCGUAAAGCAUUUUUUGACUGUGGGCCAGGCCACUGGCUCAUGUGCCCAAAGAAAGGUGUUUUUGUCUGGGGAAAAGCUGCCAGC
Messenger RNA from Tachysurus fulvidraco (yellow catfish), 2255 nucleotides. It is a transcript of the gene mymk, whose product is annotated as myomaker, myoblast fusion factor. NCBI's taxonomy places the organism in Eukaryota, Metazoa, Chordata, Actinopteri, Siluriformes, Bagridae. Bases 228 to 890 code for a protein of 220 amino acids. Gene Ontology annotation, cellular component: plasma membrane. The transcript has 5 exons. The record is from RefSeq and is a predicted model, not a curated record.